This is a messenger RNA of Hemiscyllium ocellatum (epaulette shark), 501 nucleotides long. It is a transcript of the gene cyyr1, whose product is annotated as cysteine/tyrosine-rich 1. Bases 1 to 501 code for a protein of 166 amino acids. Lineage: Eukaryota; Metazoa; Chordata; Chondrichthyes; Orectolobiformes; Hemiscylliidae. The transcript is spliced from 5 exons. The record is from RefSeq and is a predicted model, not a curated record.
AUGAUUUCCCUGAGUGACCACUGCUGUCAAUGUGAAAAUAUCACUGAAAGCAGGGAAAGAUCAGAGACGAAAUAUUCAGUUCAGAAAGAGAAAUUUAAAGAGUGUUUCAGUGCACACUGUGAAGACUGCAUAUCUUCCUACUGCUGCAGAGGUUCACCUCCAUACUGCUGCUCAUACUACGCCUACAUCAGAAGCAUCUUAUCAGGCACAGCAAUAGCAGGUGUCGUAUUUGGGAUUGUCUUUCUCAUGGGAGUAGUUGCUGGAAUAGCUAUUUGUAUCUGCAUGUGUAUCAAAAACAGUGGGAGCACACGUGUGGGUGUGAUACAGGCAUCUCAUAUCAAUACCGUCAGUCGAUUCACUGUCCCUCCUCCUCCUCCGCCUUACAGUUAUGACUAUGAGAUGGAUUAUCCUGCAGAUCUCCCACCACCUUACACACCCACACCUCAGGCUUCCUUGCAGUACACCCCACCUCCACCAUAUCCAGGAUGUUCAAGGAAAUAA